GACUCGGUUAGGUCUUACUCUCUUACUAUAAAACUACUAAAACUAGUUACUACUUUCAAACUCUGGCAACUUCGAAGACUACGAGUUACGACAUUCAGUAAUUUAUGUUUUAUAUCGCUGAGUAAUUAUUACAUUACUAUAUAGUUAGUAUUGUGUAGUGAAUAUCGUAAUUUACUAUAGGAUUUACUAUUUAAUGAUUAAUAUUCAAUCAAUUACAAGAAAAUAUUUUUUUAUAAGUAACUAGUAAGUAAUAAGUUCUUACUACCUAUAAAUUACUAAUGCAGGUCUCGCAAAAACUAAAGUCAUGAACACKCUACUCAGACAUUAGCCUUAUACCAUUGAUUUUAAAAGUUAGUUUUAAAACUAUUGUUUUAUAAUCAAUGUCUAUAAUCUUAAAUCUUAAUCACGGACAUCAUAUAAUAGUAUUUUUUUAUAGUCUCAAUAGAAUUAAUGAGUUUCGUUGUGAAUCACGAUACCGGGUAUUGUAAUAACUAAUAACUUGUGUUUUAAUAAGUUAAUAAGUUAUUAUUAAAUCUAUUGUAUAAUUCUGAUUACAACCUCCAUAAUUUUUCCGACGUGAUUAGUUUAGUACCUAUUUUAUUAAUUGCUACUAACAGUUAACACUACUUAACAGUUACUACUGUUCAUAACAUAACAUUAAAAUAUUAACACAUUAAGUAUCGAUUUGUUGUGUGCUUAGUCUUAAGGUAGGUGUCUGUACGUCGUGCGUCAACUAUCGUUUGUACUGUGCAACAAUUUUUAUAUCGCAGCUAAUUUUAGUUAACGCUGUCGUAUUGACACCUUUCAUUUACACUAUCAAUUUGCUGACACUUUGGUGCGCUGCAAUUGUCUUGUUUCAAAUUCAACACUGCCAAUCUGUGAAAUACUUUUGGUAGUACUUUAUCCAUCUCAUUUACUGAUGAUGUCUGAAACCAACACCUCUAAUUUCAAAGAAGAAAAUAUACAUGAUGAAUCUGUGUCAAUUACACAAGAACAUGAUGAAUCUGUGUCAAUUAUACAAGAACAUGAUGAUCAGCAGCAGAUUACAAUCUUAAAUGAAAAUGCAGCAGUGAAACUUGAAAACCAAAAUACUGAAUCAACUUCUGAGGUUCGAUCUAUAACAUAUGAGCUAGAUGAAGAUGAAAAUAUUGAUGAUGAUUUACCAGAAGGAUGGAUAAAAUGUAAUCAUGACAGUGGUAUGCCUGUUUAUUUAAACGAAGAAAUGAAAGUUUGUUCAUUUUCAAAGCCAUAUUUUCUUGGGGUGAAUAGUCUCAAGAACCAUAAUAUUCCAGUGGCAAAUAUUCCUUGUUUAGCCUAUAAACAAAAAUUACAAAAAAAGAAUGCAGAAAGUAAUGAAGAGUUAAACAAAUAUCCUGUAACAUUAAGCCAUGAAGAGUAUCGAGAAUAUUGUAGUAAAAUAUUUAAAUUUAAAAAUAUUAAGUUUAUGAGAUUUAGUUCUUGGGAUAAACGACGUGAAUAUAUUAGAAUGGUAAAGGCUGAUCGAAGACGUAAAGAUCUUCCAAAAUUAAAAGACAAGUCUCAUUUAAUGUCGUUUCCGGUUCAAGAAUCAGAUGUUAAAAGCGAUUGUAAUACAUCCAAUCCUGAAGAUCAAUGGACUAUAAAUUUAAAUGGUAAAAGCUAUGUUAGUAUAUUGCACGAAUACAUUCAACGUGUUCUCAAAACACAGCCAUCUUAUGAGUUUAAAGAACUUGAGAAUGCCAGGUAUCCUUACUUAGCAACUGUGAUCUUAGAUGGCAUGCAAUAUGGUAUCGGUAUUGGUUCAAGUAAAAAACAAGCUAAACUUGAUGCAGCUAGAGCUACACUAGAAAUAUUAUUACCAUCUGUCAAAAAUCAUAUCCAAAUUAAUCGAAGACAUGCUAUGAAUGAGCGUCAAGGUUGUAGUAAUUUUGACGGAGAUGUACUUUUUGAUAAACUUAAUAUUAAAGACUCAAGAAUACCAGAGUUUUGUGCUCAAGCUGCUGAAUCUAUGCCAUAUGAUAUGUUGCAGAUUUGUGUAAAAAGAAAUUUUGGUGAAGAUGCAUCUGUAAAGUGUGAAAUGCAAAGUAUGCAAAGUGGAUCUGAUUCUGAAAUUUUUUACCGUUGCACUAUGACUGUUAAGGAACAUUCGGCCACUGUAAUUUGUAAAAAUAAACGAGAAGGACGACAAAAAGGAGCUCAAGCUCUAUUAAAGGUGUUACACCCUCAUAUUAAGUAUUUUGGGUCUUUAUUGAGGCUGUACAGCCAUCAAAAUGUUGGAAAUGGUUGUGAGAAAAAACUAGACGAACCUGGAAAUCAAAGCCCAAGGCCUAGGAGUGGUCCAAAUUAUGAAAUACUGAAAAAAUUGAGAGCAGAAAUGUCCAAACUAUAAUUGUGUAAUUGAAAAAAACAUAAAUUGGCAAACAUUUUUUUUUAUGCCAAAAAGUAAUUUUAGUGUAAAUAAAUUGUAUUAUUCAAUUCCCUAAAAUAUCAAAAUUAAUAAAGACCAUAGUAAAAUUAUGCACU
Molecule: messenger RNA, 2502 nt
Organism: Diuraphis noxia (Russian wheat aphid)
Lineage: Eukaryota; Metazoa; Arthropoda; Insecta; Hemiptera; Aphididae
Product: microprocessor complex subunit DGCR8-like
Biological process (GO): primary miRNA processing
Cellular component (GO): microprocessor complex
Molecular function (GO): primary miRNA binding; double-stranded RNA binding; heme binding
Source: RefSeq, a predicted model, not a curated record